Molecule: messenger RNA, 12012 nt
Organism: Naegleria fowleri
Lineage: Eukaryota; Heterolobosea; Eutetramitea; Acrasida; Naegleriidae
Exons: 5
Coding region: 1-12012 (4003 amino acids)
Biological process (GO): regulation of DNA-templated transcription; DNA repair
Cellular component (GO): nucleus; NuA4 histone acetyltransferase complex; SAGA complex
Molecular function (GO): protein binding; transcription coregulator activity
Source: RefSeq, a predicted model, not a curated record
AUGAGCAGCCACGAUCAUCAAGCAAACCUGCAGGCUCAAACCUCAUCAUCGUCAAAUCCUGCUCCUUCUUCUGGAUCGCCAGCUGCUCAAACUUUGAAUUUUGAAACGUAUCUGAGAAGCUUUGAAAGCCUCAAAAACGCUAAUGACACUGUUAACCUCACAAAGUUGUUAAUUGAGUUGCGUGAUCAUUUAGAGAGUGCUUCGUUACCGGAAUGUUUUGACUUUGCUUCUACAAUGUUAAAACCAUUAUUGGAGUUCCUAAAUGAUGGAGUAAAGCCUAAAUUCAGAAAAGAUGACAAAGAUCAUCUACUUCGCCAAGUGAUCAUUGAAAUUAUUCAAAAAUUGCCACAUACAGAAUUAUAUGAAGAGAGAAAUGGAAGAAGAGAAGAACUCACUCUGCUCAUGAACUCACUAAUCAAAGUGCUAAAAACGGACAAUGAGUUGAACGGAGUUGUGGCAAUUCGACUCAUAAUUGAUAUUUACAAGAAGAAAACCAAAAGAAAUAAUUUAUCUACUGGAGAUGCCAUUAUUACAGAACCUUCAGAUCAAGCUUACGAUACGAGGGAUUAUCUAAUACCUUGCAUUGAAAGUUGCAAAUUUAUGAUAGAAUUACCUAUAUUUAUUAUAUAUUUCUUUAGAAGCAGUCCUUUGAAAGAUACAACCAGUUUUACCACACUGUUCGAGAAAGUGCAUGACAUUUUUAACUAUGACAUUGCUGUUUCUGAUGACAUUAUGGCAUCACCUAUUGGAAAGGAACGAGUGGAGGAUUUCAUGCUUUUGCGAGUGAAGACAAUAUCGUUCCUUGUUUAUACAUCCAAAUACGUCGAUAAGAAAAAUGACAAUGGCUAUGUGAAAGAUAUUCCUAGAUUUGUCAUUAAAUGCCUGAAGGAAUGUCCUGAUGAAUGUAUUACACCAAGAAAGGAAAUGUUUUUGAUUAUGAGACACAUUGUCAAUGAAAUUCCAUUGGCUCAAAACGAACUCAGUGGAAUUUGUUCUCAUUUUAUGCCCUACAUGAAUGACCUGACGAAUGACUCUGUUUUAAUUGGAAAAAGUAGAUCAGCCUAUGAAACUGUCCGUUCAUCAGCCUAUUCCACAGUUUUAGAAAUACUCAAUUUCAAUCAAAACAAGAUUGAUUUCACUCCAACACAAAUGUCUUCAUGCAUAACAUUCUGCACUAAGUUAUUAUGUGAUACCUCUCUAGGAUUAGGUAUUCAUGCACUGGCUGUGGGUUUAUUGGUUUCAUUGUCUCAAACCAUUUACAAAAAUAUUGCUGCGCAAAUUCAACAACAACAACAACCAUCAUCAUCAGAAAAUGGCAGCACCACAGAACCUCCUCCUCCUCCUAAUAAUAAUACUACUACUACUACCAACACCACCAACAUUUCAGAACUGGUGAAUAUGCCUCACAUCAUCAGGUUCAAGGAAAUACUUUUGAGUAUUAUCCGAGCAUUUGUACAGAAGGUUAAAUAUCUUUCCAAGCUCAUCAAAAAGAUAUCCAACUCAAAGAAAAAGCCAAUAUCGACUGAAAAUGCCAAUGAUAACUCUAUGAUAUUGCCAUUUAGUCCAUACAAGUUCAAUGAGAAUUUUAUGAAUGAUAUUACCUACUGCUGCACCAUGUUUAAACAUCUCAUAUUCGGUUUGAAGACGAUAGUACUUGUUUUCACCUCUGUACCAAGAGAUGAAAGAUCCAAGUUCCCAGAAUUACCACUCUUGAAUAAGCUUUUCAGAUAUGGACUUGAUUGCUUUGAUAUUUAUAACCUGGUUAGUGAAGAUACAUCGAAUGUUGAAUCAAUCACCAAACAAAAGAUUGUCGAAGAGGAGAAGGACAUUUUCAACAAUUAUUCCUCUCUUUAUACAUCUCUCUCGGCUCCACUUUUCACAGAGAUAUUUAAAACUCAAUUUGAGUAUCUCUACAAAAAGUUGUUGGAUGGAAGGCCAAUGACUUUUAUUCACAUACCAGCAAAUGUUUUAUCAUCCAAUCCAAAUAUUGCUUCUGUAUUUUCAGAGAUUUUACUUAAAUUCUUAUUGAAGAGAAUGGACAAAAUUGCAAAGGAUCGAAAAGAAGCCCAAUAUAUGCAUAAUUUAUUCAAGUUAGUUUUUGGAUCCACAGUUACCUUUCCAAAGAAUGAGUCUGUUCUCAAGAAUCAUAUGACUUCAAUUGUAACGUCAUGUUUUACAUAUGCUUCCAAAUUCAAGGAGUGCAUGGAUUAUUAUUUGAUUUUACGGUCUCUCUUUAAUUCCAUCUUAUCAGCCAAGUUUGAUUUACUUUGCAAAGAAUUUGCACAAUUACUUCCAACAGUGUUAGAAAAGCUCUCUGAUUUGGUGAACAAUGCUCACGACAGGGAAACAAGAAAUUUAUUUGUUGAACUUUGUUUGACAGUUCCAUCUAAGUUACACGUAUUAUGUCCUUACCUUCAUUUAUUGAUCAAACCAAUUCUGUAUGCUUUGCAACCUGGUGCUAGUGAGAAGGCAACGACUGCUGCAUUAAGAAAUUUGGAUUUGUGGGUAACAAGCUUACGUAAUGAAUCUUUGGAGGCAAUUUUGAAACCUGUUAUUCCAGACCUUCUCAAAGCAUUAUUUACUCAUCUAAAACCACAACAUCAUGCCAAUGGAGCGACAGCAAUGCGAUUACUUGCAAAAUUAGGAGGUACUCAUCGACAGUAUAUGAGUGAAUUGACAUCAGUCAAUACCAAGGAACAUUCAAAUUCACUCUUCUUUAAUAUUAAUUUCAAAGGAAAUAACAAUAUGAUCUUCACACAAGAUGAUGAUGAUGAAUCGAACAUGCUCCCAGCAGAUGACUUGGUAGAUUUAUCUAUUGAUAUGUGUCUAGAUCGAGAUAAUGAUAUCCAAACAAAGAAGAGCGCCUUUGAUUUUUUGAAAACGUGCAUUCUCUCAAUGAUAUCCACAACAGAAGAGAAACUUGCUGUUCCAGAUGAUUUCAAAUUUACUACCAAACAUGUGCCAAUUAAGAAAUAUUUCCACAUUUCAGCAUCUUCUCCAAAGAUUGACAAUUAUUAUCAUGAUGAAGUCAAUGUUCAAGAAUGUAAGACAACAAUGCGAUAUGAAGGUGAGAUUGCAAUGUUCAACAAGGUGUUAAAGAGUAUUUUCUUAUUCCUGAGCUAUGCUGUUAAGGAGAAUCUCACUGAGUGUAUUGAAUUUACAAAGAAUUUGAUUCGACAUUUUGCUAUUACUGCCAUUUUCAAUUCAUACAACUAUGAGGAACCUUCAAAGUUCAGAAUCAAUCAUGAUUGGUUCUAUGAAGUUCUUCUUGAUGUUUAUGAAGAAGAUUGUACUGAAGCAUCUCCAAAUGUCAAUGUUGGAGAUUUCAUUCUUGGUUUAUUCACAGAUUAUGUUUAUGAAAUUUGUAAUGACGAACCAGACUUGGUGAUCCAAUUUGGCAUUUGGGAAAGACUUCAAUCACGAUUCACAAAAUCUCUCUAUCAACCCGAAUGGUACAAGAAAUGUGUUGGUGCAAGAGGAAUUUUGUUUUUAUGUGAAAGUAUUACUCCUGUAUGGCUUGUCCAUUAUGAGAGUGAUAUGUUGAAAGGUCUAUUCUUCUCUUUGAAAAAUCCACCGAUUCAUAUGAUUCCUCACACCAAUCAAAUCACCAUCAUGGCAGCUGAGACUCUCAUUCGGUCCUGUUACCAUACUCCCUUGUUAGAUUUUACAUUACUUUUCAGCAAUAAUAUUUCUGAAAAGAUUGAAUACAUUCAAGCAGCGCAAGUUCCUUCGACUCUUGCAGAGGGUGAAUAUAUGGUCCAUGCGGAGAAAAUGGGAAAGGAUCUUGUGUUCAAGAAACGAUCACUUUUGAGCUUGAUCUGUUCUGAACUUUCCUCACCUUUAAACCACAUUCGAAAGAUUGCUCAAUCACUCUUGCGACUGAGCUCAGAUCUGAUGAACAUUCCACUCUCAUCCAUCAUUGAUCGAUUUAGACCAGAUGCUUCUCAGUCCCAAAAGGAUCAAAAAGAUGAUGGAUCUGGAAAGAAAGAUAUCGGACUCGUCACUACAUCAUUGGAAUAUUCUGUACUUCAACUUUCAACAAGAGACAAUAAUGUUCCUGGACAAUAUAUUUCCUCUCAAUUCACAAAGGCACUUAAUCUUUUGAGAAAUGAUGAACUUUAUUCAAAAGAUACCAAGGAUCAGAAAAAACUUCUCGCCGCAAAAUUGGUUGCUCUCAAGCUAUUACGAGAGGCCAUUGUCAGCAAAGAGCUUAGGUACAAUGACAAGGACAGUAAUAAGGAUCAACUCAAAAUCAUGAUUGAAACUAUUUGCAAAUUUUUGGUGGCCAAUAACAAGGAUGUCGUGACCAUUGCAAAAACUGCACUACUGACAUACAUGUCACAAUUCAAACCACCCAAAGACUCUCUUCAACAAGCAUUGAGACAACUCAGCACCAAUUUACUCUCGAAGGCAGCAUCUACUCUCUUAGAACAUUUAAAAAAGUGGGCCGACAAGCAACAAAUCAAACACAUCUCGAAUCAAAAAGAAAAACCAGUCGUUGCUGCUGAAAUUGUUGCCCUAUUUUCAAUCAUUCCAGAUACAUCCGAUCAUUUACCAGCACUCGUCAAGUUGGUUUUACUCUUAGAAUCGGUUUGGGCUGACGAAAUUAAGAGCUUGAAUCCUUUUGUUGCUCCAUUAGCCAAGUAUUUGAACAUUUAUCCAGAACAGGCCAUCAGGUUCUUAUUUGAGACAAGUGGAGAACAAUUCUGUUAUGCUCUCUCCACAAAGAGAACUCUGAAAGUUAUUAUAGAGGUUCUAAACUCGAGAAAAGCCACUAACUUGAGAGCGUAUCUAUUUGCACAUCCGAAUGUCAUCGCCAAUCUUUUGAGUAGCGUGAAUCAUGUGGAAUUUACUGAGAACCAGUCGUUUGCUUCUGAUCCAAACAAUGUUCUCAUAUUGGUAGGAAAUAUUUUCAAACUCAAUCCAACUUUAUUUGCUGCACACCGUGAAAUAUUUGAUCAAGUGCUGAGAAUAUGGACUCUCUAUUUACAACAAUUGGCUCAAAAUCCAAAUGCUAUGGAUCUCUCUUCAGAUACAACAACAACAUCAAAAGGCCAAUAUAUAACGGAGACUCAACGCAUUCGUUUUACCAAAAAAUUACUCAAACUAAUGAUUUCCUACUGCAACAAUAAUGAGAAUGAAGUGGAUACCUUAUUUAACAUGGUGAAAGUAUUCAGUUGUGGACUAGUUAUGGAUUUGAGCUUUGUGAUGGAGUUCUUUGAACUUCAAGUGGGAGGUGAAUACAAUCUCAAGAGACAAGAAGCCAUUUUGAACAAAUUUUUGGAAGAAUUCAAAAAAGAGGGAUCGUUCCAAAUGAAAUCAGACAUUAUCAAACAUAUUGCCAUUCCUAUUGUUAGGGGUAUUGCUAAGAAAGAAAAACUUAACACCGAUUUACUUCGUAGAUUUAUUGAUGAAAAAGUUCUCUUUUCUUCUACUUUUGCUCAUUUCACAGAAAAGGAAAAAUAUUCAAUCAAUACGGAUUUGCUACAAUUGCUUACAUUAUUUGUAAGAUUUCUCCCUUCAACUCAACUUGAUGUUUUAAAGAAAGAGAAGAAUAUUUUCAAAUUUUGUUAUGACAAUUGUUGUAAGGAUGAUAUUACUGCAGCCCAAUGUGCAUUCGUUCUGUUUGCUCAUUUAAUGAGUAAACUUGAUCUCCCUCCCAAAUUGAUUCAACCCGUAUAUAUUGCAUUCUUAAAGGAUUGCAAGAAGGAUAGUAAAUCUUUGGUACUUCCUGCACUCGAUAUGGUCAUGCAGCCAGUCAAAAAGGCAGAAUUGGCAAAUGAACCUAAAAAGUUCCCUCAAUGGAUUAGAUCCACAAAACAAACAUUAUUAGAUGAUAUGCCAUCUACUCAUCAAUUGGCAAACAUUUGGACCAUAUUUAUCAGACAUGCUGAUUCAUUUUAUGAUUCCAGAGAAUGUUUUGUUUACAAGAUGAUUAAUGCUCUUUCAAAAAUUGGUUACUCUUCCAUUAAUCUUGAGAAUAAGAAACUUUACAUUCAAUUAGCGGAUGUCAUUAUUUCUUGGGAAGAGAGAGCAGCUAAAAAGAGACUCUAUGGAGAGGAGGAUGAUAAUGAAAAGAAACGAAAGGUCGAACAGACCGAUCUAUCAUCCGAUGACAGCGGAGUCAAAAAACGAAAGGUCGAUGAAGAAACUUCACUUUCUCUCUCUCCAAUUGCAUCAUCAUCGACUCAUGAAUUUACUCUAAAACCUCAAUCCAGAGGAAUUGUUUUGAACUUUCUUAUUAGAAUGUGUAUCUUUGUGAGCCAAACGAGAUCAGAAAAGCCACAAGCUCUCUAUAAGGAAUGUAUUCAAAUUUUAAAACGUUCUCUCCAGUUGUGGAAAGAUGAACCUGUUUCAUUGACUCAAGCAGAAAAAUUCUUCCCCAACUCGGAAGAAAGUGCACCUACGAUUGGUUCAUUCACACUAUCUUGUAUACUUGAGUUGAUGAAUUUACUUGUGGAAAUGAAUAGAGAUACCAUUCAGUUGAAUGCUCAAUUUGCCAAGAGAUUAAUUCCAUUCCUCACUACUCCCUACGUGGAUGUGAACAGAAAUGUUUGCAUAUUUUUUAAAACACUUUUCAAACAUUUCGAUCCUCUCAAAUCCAAUGACAAGGAUGUGAAAGAGUUUUAUGAAACUAUUUGGAAUUCUGUGAAAGAAACCAUUACGAAAUAUGCCGCUAAAGAUUUGCCACAACCAGCUGGAAAUCCAUUGAUUGAUAUAUCUCAACAUUUGGUGUAUGGAUCAUUUGGACAUUUGCUUCUCUUACAUGUAUUAUGUGAACAUUAUCGCAAUGAUGAAAUCAAACAAAACUAUUCAAAACCAGUAUGUUCAAUGUUGGGAAAGGCACUUAAGAAUGUACCUCCAGCAUCUCAAGAGAGUUCUUGGAGAGAGGUUUGUUUGGGAUAUAUUGAAUUAUGUCUUUCCUUCCUUGCAGAUGGAGUUAAUCACGAGGCAGUAUUCAAACAUUAUGGAUCAUCAAUCUAUCAGAUAAUUGAAAAGGCAGAGACUUAUAGUUACAAUAUUCUUCAUCUUGUUAUGGAUAUUGUUCUCAACUGGUUACGAACAAAUCCAUCCUCUGAACUACAAAGAAGUUAUACCUUACAACUUGAUGAUGGAUUACAAACAACGACACUCAGCAAACGAUACAAAAUACAAGAUCUUCAGAAGGCGAAUCUCCUUGCUCGGUUGGGUUACUUGAGUGAACAAUCUCAAUCGAGUGAAUUGGUUAAGAAUUUAGGAAUUGAAAAUUUCAAUCAAUUCAGAAGAGAGUACUUUAAUGUAGUGGCUGAAUUGUAUCAACAAAUUGAUGAAAUUUCAGAGAUUAGUUAUGCAAAGAAGAUUGAAUCUUGCUUUAUGGCCGGUCUAAAGAUUGAAUCAAAAGAUUUGAGAGACAUCAAAUUAAGAUUUAUUUCUAUUCUUAAUCAAAGGAUUGAAAAAACAGUACAAAAGAGACUUCAAUUUGUGAUUGAUCAUCAAAAAUGGGAACCAUUGAGUGAUCGGUUUUGGAUUAAGCAUGCCUUAGAGUUGCUUCUUGAAUCCAUUGAACAAGAGGAAAAAUUAACAUGCCAUCCCAAGAUGGCUAAAUUCCCACCUAUUUCUACUAAACCUGUCAUGACAAGUGCCAGAGGAGAAUCCAUUCAUGUUACCUCGACUGCAGCUUUGGAGAAAUUAAGAAAAAUAUUUGAAGAUCAUGAGCCAUUCUUGCAAUCCAUAUCUUCCAUCAAGACUUGUAACAUUAUUACAUCUCUCAAGACUCUAAUCCGAAGCAACACGACGAUGGUCUUAAAGACUUGGGGACAAUUCUUUGCUUUAGCAUGGAAUUCUUUGAGUAAUGAUGAAAAACCACUCCUUCAAAUUCAAAUGCAAAAAUUGGUCUCGAUCGAUUAUCACUCGAAACAAUACACCAAAUAUCCAAAUGUGAUCCAAGCACUGUUAUUGGGGAUCAACAAUGCAGUGUUGAACAAAAAGAGAGAUUUAUCCACAUUCAACUAUUUAUCUAUUCACCCAGAAACACUCAAAUUCUUAGGAAAGUCAUUCAAUGCUUGGUCUCUUACUCUUCCAUUGCUUGAAGAAGAACUACGUUUUCUAUUUACUACUGGAUCUUUUGAUGAAAAGACUGAAAAAGUGUGUCAUUCUCUGACUGAACUCUAUAGAGUAUUGAAAGAGGAUGAUAUUCUUUGUGGAAUAUUUAGAUGUUGUGAUAUUACAGAUCAUACGAAAUUGGUGCUUUCGUUAGAGCAGAGAAAUAAUUGGUGUGAAGCCCAAGAAGCACUUAAAGAAUUGAUUAACGCUUUUCAUAAAGGAAACAUUAAGAAGAAAGUUUCACACACAGAGUUACAGCUGUGGGAAGAUCAUUGGAUUAUCUGCUCUAAAAAGCUGCAACAAUGGGACGAAUUGACAAAAUUUUCACAAUCUGCUCCUGGCACUCAUGGUUACUUUAAUUUGGAAUGUUUGUGGAAAAAUGGACAAUGGGCACAAAUGAAGGAAUUGUUCCAGAAGAAUCAAUCUCUGGAAAAUCAACUCAUGAAGUUUUAUCAUAUUUCCUAUUUGAUCAUGCAAGACAAAGAAUCAGAUGCUGGAGAUGUAUUUGCAAUUUCUCAACAACUUGCUCUUCAACGAUGGUGUGCCUUACCUUCGUUUAUUUGUGGAAAUCACACCUCCAUGUUACAAUGCUUUCAACAAUUGUAUGAGUUGAAUGAGUCUGCUUCUCUUCUUAAUGACACCAAAAGACCUCUCACAACACAUGAAUUGAAAGGCUUUUUAACCACUUGGAGAGAUCGACUUCCAAACAAAUAUGAGGAUAUUACUGUGUGGAAUGACAUAUUUACUUGGAGAUGUCACUUGUUGAAGAAAGCCAUUGAAAGAUUUGAUCAGAAGGAAGAGUAUAGUCAUCACAGAGCUCUUCUUCUCAAUGAAACUAUUUGGUCUCUUCACAAAUUUGCCAAAAUAGCUCGAAAACAAAACUUUAUUGAGCCAGCAUUGAAGAUGCUUGCAGAAACUGGAAAGCUAUUACCAACGCUCACAAGUGAAACAAGUGAAGUCUUUGUUCGAAUCAUUGAAGUGAUCAAAAGUUUAAUGAAAGAUAGAAGAUACAAUGAUGUAUUGGAUUAUAUUGAAUCUGACACGAUUGCAAACACCAAGAUCAAGACCAUUCAAAAGAUGGAAAUUUUAAGAUUGAGAGGAGAAGUAUUUUCCACUUGUGGAAGAUAUGAUGAAAGUUAUCAAACAUUUGCUCAAUCUAUUUCAUACUUCCCACAAGAACAGAAAUUCAUUUCUUCUGUGACAAGUACACCUGCUUGGGGAAAGAGUUUCUUCCAAUGGGCUCUUGUUUUGGAUAAAUUAUUUGUAGAGAAAUGGAAUUCACCAACAAGACAUCAACGUCAAAAGCAAAAUUCAACCAAACACCCAACUCAGUCCAUGACAGCUCUUGAAUUUGCAGAAAAUUGUGUUGCUGCCUAUUUACUUGCAAUUCGAUAUUCUGGAGGCGCUACAAAUCAUCAAACGAUUCAAGCUUCUGGAGCUACUGUUCGACAAUAUAUUGGUCGAGUGUUGUGGUUACUUUCCUACGAUGAACCUGCUUCAAAUGAUAAGACCAAGGGUGGAUCUAAUGUUGAUUAUCCUCUUCAUAGAGUUGCUGAGAAGUGUAUUAACGAUAUUCCAGCUUGGAUGUGGAUUCCAUGGCAUCAGCAAUUGUUCACCAUGUUGCAUCGAAGGGAGUGUGAAGCUUCAAUCGCAAAGCAAUUGUUAAAGGCCGUUUUAUACAACUUCCCACAAGCUGCUUUCCAUACAUUUAGAAGUUUUGUUCAUGAUCUUCGAGAAUUGUUAUCAGGAAUUUCUAAAAAGUGUCAACCGACUGCAACUAGUACUGCUGGAUCAACCAAUCCAUCUAGUUCAGAAUCCAACCCUAACACGGCAGCUCCUUUAAGAGGUAGUAGUGCUAAUAUUCAUGUUUCAAUUAUUAAUAAGAGUGGAACGUCUAGUGGUGACUCAAAUAUUCCAGCAGGUCCUAAUGCUGUGUAUUUGGAAACAUUUACAAAGAUUAGAAGGAAACUUGACGAUAUCAUGCAUGAUGGUAACAAGGUGCUGUUCAGUGAUUUAGAAAGCAUGUUUAAGGAGUUAACCAAAUACAAAUCGGAAAGUGAGGAAGAAUUGACCAAAUCUCUCGAAUUAAUGCUUGAUAAGGCAUAUACUUUUAACAUUUAUGAAAACGCUGACACUAUGGUAGAUGAAGACUCUCAGGAAGAUGACCUUCACUUUAUUCCAAAGGAGUUGACAGAUUAUGCCAAAAGAAUUGCAGAUACGUACUUUGCAGAUCCACCUGCACAAUCUACAAAUCCUCAACCUGUUCCAAAACCUCAAUUUAUUCUUGAUUGUCAAAGCAAUGUCAUUACAGAUAUUCUUCCAAGAAAAGAAAGAAGAGACAUGGCUAAAUCUUUGAAAUAUGUUGAAAAGACAUUGGAUGCAGUGGGUCCAAGAAAUUUAUUAGAACUCACUAAAAAUCUUAAACAUUGGAUUUGUUACUUUAGACGAAAGAUUAAUCUGUUACCAACUGAGAUUGGAAUUGAAAAUCAAAAACCUAAAUUAUUGGAGCAUAAAACCAAUGUAGAAUUGGAAGUACCGGGCCAAUAUGAGCUCACAAGUGAUAGAGAGCCAUUCUCAGAAAGACAUGAAAAGAUUCUUUGUCUGUUACCUUCUGUGAGUAUGAAAGGUAGAAAGAACAAGGAGAAUGAAAGAGUUAUUGCUUUGAGAAGUGUCUCAGGAAAAGUUUUUAGAUUCUUUAUUCAAUCCACAAGCAAUGCUGAGCCACUUACUUUGAAAACAGAAGAAAAAGUCUCAUCUUUGAUAAGACACAUUAAUCGGUUAUUGGACAAGGACAGAACUGCAAGAAGUCACAACAACAUUCAUAUUGAAUAUCCUAUAACUGUGACCACAAAUCAAAGAAUUCGUCUCGUACGCAAAGAUUAUGAACUCAUUUCCUUGGAGGAUAUAUUCUAUGAUUAUUGUGAGUCUAUUGGUAAAUCUAUUGAUACUCCACUUAUUAAAUAUUGGAAGGAAAUGGACAAGGCAUGCAAAACUCAUAUCAAUGAGUUUGAGAAUAAGCUCAAUGUUUAUCAAACCUUUGUGGAACAAAGUGACAAGAUACCAGAUGAUAUUUUGUUAAAUUAUAUUAGAAGUAUUUGUCCAAGUUGGUCUGAAUUUUAUAGCAUAAGAAAGACAUUUGGAGUACAAUCAGGAGUUUAUAAUAUUUUCAGUCAUCUCUUACACACUAAGGACAGACAUCCAUACAAGAUAUUAAUAUCCAAGAAUAGCGGACAUUUAAUGCAAUUUGAUUAUAGACCUAAUAUGCACAAAUCAAGUGGUAUUAUUCAAAGAGAUGAUCCAACACCAUUCAGAUUCACUAGAAAUAUUUCUCAAUUCCUUUCUCAAUUUGGUGUUGAAGGUUAUUUGUUGAAUACCAUGUCUGCUGUUGCUUGUUCUCUCUCUGAAAAUAAGGAUUUAUUUGAAACAUUAAUGCAACUAUUUAUUAGAGAUGAAUUGAUCUCCUAUCAUAACUUUAAUGUUGAUCUGUUGAGCAAUGAGAGUAGUACACCUACUGGAGAAAAUAGAUUUUUAUUUAACGAUGAGUUGAUGAGAAGUUGCGUUCAGCAAAAUGUCGACCACAUUCUUGAAAUGGUUAGAGAAUUAGCUCCAGCCAUUCCAACUCACUUAAGCUGCAAUCCACCUCAAACAUUACCAGUGAAGAAGAAAUCAAAGAAAGAUACUGCAACCUCUGAAAGUGCAACAAGUGAAGUAUCAACACCUUCUUCCAUCACAACUCCAUCAACGCCAUCCAUGUCGAGCAGCGCAACAACCACUACUGCUACGUCAUCAAUGACUGUCACACCUUUCGCAAACGCUACCAGUCUUUUGGAUCUACCACCUCUCAAUUACAAGGUUUAUGAGCUUAUCCAACAAGCAUCUUCUGCAGAAAAGUUGUGUAUGAAAGAUCCAAUCUAUUAUCCUUGGUUCUAA